This is a messenger RNA of Astrephomene gubernaculifera, 2116 nucleotides long. The record is from the annotation of a GenBank genome assembly. Lineage: Eukaryota; Viridiplantae; Chlorophyta; Chlorophyceae; Chlamydomonadales; Astrephomenaceae.
AGGGAUGGACGGCAACUAUUCACCAGCUCACUCCGAUUAUGAUAACUAUUGCUAAAUAGUAUAAUUGAUAAACGUAAGGGAGAGCACAACUGCUUACCGGCUAUUAUGGACCGUCCAGCUGACGAACUUGGUCAAGUGUUAGGUUUGGGAGACCACUGUUCAGUUGAUCACUGUCGUCAGAUUGACUUCCUACCGUUUAGGUGUGACUGUUGUAGCCAGACUUUUUGCCUUGAGCAUCGUUCCUACAGUGCACAUGCGUGCCCUAACGCUGGAGCGAAGGAAACGACUGUCAUCGUCUGCCCUGUUUGUGCAAAGAGCGUCCGACUUGCGCCUGGGCAGGAGCCUAACGCGGCUUUUGAUGCCCAUCAACUAACGGAUUGCGACCCUGCGAACUACGACCGAGUCCAUAAGAAGCCCCGCUGCCCAGUCGCUGGCUGUAAGGAAAAGCUGACAACUAUCAACACCUAUCGCUGCAAAAGCUGCGGCCAGCGGAUCUGCCUUCGACAUCGUGACCCCGGGGACCACCGCUGUGCUGAGCUCCAAGCUGCCGGCCGGCAGACCAGGGUCACAGCAUCGGCCGCCCGAACCUCCGCCCCCACCUCCAAGCCCCCACCCAGCACCGCCUCAACCGCCCCCAGCGCCCGCCUCAACCCCCAACAGUUGCAUGCGGCCGCACAGCGACAGUACGACGACCCAGAAAACUCCGUUCGCGGUACGGCAGCCCGUCGCAUAGCUCAGGCGCAGGCGGCGCAGCAACAAGCUCAAGCGCCACAAAGCCGUUGGUCCUGGCCCUGGCAACAGCCCCAGCAGCCCCCUCAGCCUCAGUCUGGGCCCCCGCAAGCGCCCUCUGCGCCCGCACAGCCCGUACAGACAGCAGCAGCUCCUCCUCCGCCGCCGCCGCCGCCAGCAGCGCCGUACGGCAACAGCGGUAACAGCGGCAAGUCCAGCACUGCCGCGGGCAACAGCGGCAGUAACGCCAACCCGCUUGUUCCUCCCCACCGGCCCGAGCAGUGCCCCCAAUGUGGAGCUCGCUUCGAAACCGUGGCUAGACUGAUCCAACAUGUGGAGGAUUUCCAUCCUUCAGGCCCAUCUUUGGUCGCCUCCACCGCUGCUGGCGCUUCGCCCUCCGCUGCUGCUACAGCCACCCCACCGCCUGGUGACGGCGGCAACAGGGAUAGUAACAACGCUGCUGCUGUUGGUGGUUUCUUUGGGAACCCGCUGCGUGGUUUGAUGGCUUCAACUAUUGCAGGUGGAGAGGCGCCGCCAGCGGCGCCGGCCGCCUUGUCGUACAAUGCCGCAUUCGGCGGUCUUACGACAACCGCACCCUUGGCGGCGGCGGCGGCGGCCGGCAUUGUUGGUGGUUCCGCAGGUGUGGAGGAGUUCCGGUGUUCGUACUGUGCGCGCACCUUCCAUGACCCGGUGGUGCUGGUGCAGCAUGCCGAGAGGUGUGGAGCGGCGGCAGGGGGAGCGGGAGCGGCAGGGGGUGCGGGGGAGUCUCGAGAUGGCUGCAUCGUGUGCUGAGGAGGGGAGCGGCGGGAGUGGCGGGCGCUGAGCCGGAUCAGUCGAUAUGGUGUGGUGUGUGGCUCGCUGAUGAGCUGGUUCGUCCAGGGGGCUAUUAGUUUAUAUCAUGCCAUCUCAUAUUGGCCAUAUUGGUACCGUAGAUAAGGGACUGGUGAGGCUGGUGGCAAUCAAGAUGAGCGCCGAGUUGAAAGUGAGCUGCGGAGGGCAGGACGGGUUAUCGUGCUAGAUGUGGUCUUGGGGAAGGGAUUUGGUGUAGAUCAAUGGGUUGAGAGGCUUAGGAGGGUAGCCGACUGACUGACUUGCAGAGGUGUGACCUGCGAUCAAGCAGUUGUGGCAUGCGUAUUGCUUCGGCAAAGAGCCUCUCAGGUAAAGGUGGCUUUCAUCGUGCUGCUGAUUUUGUAUGCCAAGUACGGGUUAUGGGUGGAAGACUUGCCGUGCCUAUGUGAUCCUUCAAGCUACAAGUACCGGUACUCAGUUACUGUGUGAACUGUGCAUGCUGCAUACUCGCAUGUAUGUGACGGCAGUCCUGGCCGCUAUGUUCUCCGCUAGGCCAGGACGCUACACCUUGGGGCUGUGUGUAAGGGCGCGACGGAUG